Messenger RNA from Filobasidium floriforme, 1548 nucleotides. RefSeq lists its product as uncharacterized. Gene Ontology annotation, biological process: mitotic sister chromatid cohesion. The record is from RefSeq and is a predicted model, not a curated record. Lineage: Eukaryota; Fungi; Basidiomycota; Tremellomycetes; Filobasidiales; Filobasidiaceae. The transcript is spliced from 7 exons. Bases 41 to 1432 code for a protein of 463 amino acids. Gene Ontology annotation, molecular function: protein binding.
CGACUGACGGGAUGCACAUUACAGUACCUCCCAGUCGCAUAUGUACUACCGAGCCAUGCUGAUGUUGGCGGGAUGGGAGAGCGAGUCGAACAAGGACCUGAUGCCUGCAAUAAAUACCCUACAAGCAGUUAUCAAACACGCCCGGAAGAACCGUAACGAUCACGUCGCCCUCAUCGCCGGUCUGGCAAAGUUUCGCGUCAUCAUGGCCAACUCUUACUUGGAUAUCGCCCCAGACUCGAUGGCCGAGGUCAAGGAACUCCUGACGGCGGGCAAAGUCUUCCCUCGACCUGCCGAUGGCGAUACCCACGAUCUGACACAUCUACAACCCGUGCUAGCGGUCAUGUUGGCACAGUUCCUGAUCCUGGCAGUCCCGCUAGAAACAAGACGGGGCAACGUCCAGGCGUCGACGGAGUAUCUGAACUUGCUACACCAGUUGAUGGACCGGUCGGAUGCGCUCAACGGGGAUGCCCAAACCGCCGUGGGUCGAUUGCAGGUACCUUUGGGCUCUUUCCGCAACCCAACGGAAUCUGGUUUCGUGGUCCAAAUUACCCCUGCUAGUGUGCUCUUCCAAGUGACCUUCCUCGUCUCGUGUAUCGGCCAAGCGGAUGUCAUGGGCAACAAGCCGAAACGCUUGAUCUACGGGUCCGAAGGGUUGUCUGGCAUGACCUUUGCCUGCAAUUCGACCGCGAAUCAUCUUCAGCACCCGUCCACCCUCGGCUUAACGCACGCGCUUUCUAUCAAGCGGGAGCUGCAGACCGUACACGCGGAGCUGUUACUGGACCUCGCUGGGCUAUACAUCUUCUCCGCCACUUUGAAACAGGCCGAAGAGACCCUGCACAAAGCGAUCGCCCACCUGCGCAAUCACAACAUGUUCGAUACCUACGCCCCACGGGUCUGUCUGCUGCAGGCUCAACGGUAUCAUAUGCUCGGUCGAAGAGAAAAGGCCAUCGCGUGCUAUGAAGCUUGUCGAUACAUCAGCAAUCCAGGAAGCGAGAUUUACCUGGUCGCCAGGACUAGCUUGUUGUUGUUCCAGCUUGCUGGACCUGACUCAUCUGAUCUUGGCGGCAAAGUUUCGCAGAUCAACGAGAUUAAGGGCGAGCUAUAUGCCACGCAAAGCGUGCUCUACAUGGCGGCUGCCAAGAUGCUUGAAGCGGUUACUACCGAGUCCAUCCAGAAAUCGAAAAAACUCCUGGGACUCGGCUUGCAGAGUGCCAUGACUAUCAACAACAAUCAGAUGCGAAUGCUCUUCCUCGUCGUGGCCUCGUCGCACUACCGAGAUACCAUGCAAGACUCUUGCGUUUCGAUGCUCAAGACGGCAUCGACGAUCGCGAGAAAGCUGGGGAUCGCUCAGACGGUCAAAGAAGGGGAGAAGGUAGAGAAGCUGGGUCCGACCGGGCUAGGCCUAUGGGUAGCACAGCGGAUCGGUAAGUGAUUGCGUGCUCGCUGCACGAGUGACCAGCUCACCCUUGUGCUCGCGUCUCGUAGCUUCAAUGACCGCGAGAAAAGAACCCGAAACAUCAACGAAGAACCUAGACAGGGUUCAGAAAU